UGCGAAAUUCCAAAAAAAUAAAAGUAAAAGGAAAGGCAUAAGAGAGCCCAUGUAUAUUGAUUCGUACAGAACUAUUUUGGAAGUAGCUAUCUAGUUAUCGGAAAGCAUGGUGUCCUCCAUUUCCAUAGUCAGUUUUGCUGCUGCAGUAGCAAUAGUAGCCUCCUGGGCUUCCCAGCUUGUUUUGGGCUCUGUUGAAAAAGAAACAAAGGCUUUGCUUGAAUCUGGGUGGUGGAGUCAUGAAUAUCUCAACUCCACCACCACAACCCCUUGCAACUUGAUUGCUAUUACUUGCAAUGCCGCCGGAAGCGUUACUCAUAUUUCUAUGAAUGGCUACAAUCUAUACCAAACAAAGCUUGGGAGAUUUCUGAAUGGCUCUUCAUUUCCGAAUUUAGUCAGUUUGAAUGUUGAUGGAGCUGGACUCAUUGGGAGCAUCCCACCAGAGAUAGCUACUCUUUCAAAGCUAACCUACCUCGAUCUCUCUGGUAAUUAUUUGACAGGUUCAAUUCCUCCUGAAAUAAGGGAACUGGGCAAUCUUACUCAUCUAGACCUUAGUGAUAAUGAGCUCCAUGGACCACUCCCACAGGCACUGGGCCAUCUAUCUAAGUUGAAAAAUCUGCAUCUUAUGUCAAACGGAAUUAAUGGAUCCAUCCCCCCAGAAAUUGGAAAUCUAAAAAAUCUGGAGAUUUUGGAACUCCAGAAUAACCACUUAACAGGUGCAUUACCUUCUGCUCUAUGUGAUUUAACCAACUUACGAAAUUUGAGCCUUGGUUGGAAUCAGCUUGGCGGUUCCAUGCCUUCCAGAAUAGGGGAUUUGAAGAGUUUGAGAAGCUUGCAACUCUGUUAUAACAGACUCACGGGUCCAAUUGUGCCAUCUUUAGGAGGUCUUGAGAAUAUAGAACUAAUUGACUUGUCAGAGAACCUCUUCAACGGAAGCAUACCCAUUGAGAUAUGUUCCCUUUCUACGCUCACUCGGUUGGAUCUCAGUUACAACUCAAUUGUUGGACAGAUACCUUUUCAACUUUUCAACCUCACAAACUUGACCAACUUGAACCUUGCCUUUAACAAUCUCAAUGGUAACAUCCCUUCUUCUAUUCUACAACAAUCUAAAAUGAUCAGUUCCAUUUAUCUUGAUGGCAACAAUGAUUUAUCUAUCAUCGAUAAAGUUGGACCCAAUUCCCGCAAAAUCAGAAUAAUUGCUUUUACUGUCUCCAUUAUCCUUGUCUUCUCUAUUCUUGUGCUUAUAAUAGUGACAGUUGUCCGCAAAUGUGGAUGCAAAUAUAAAACGUGCCAAUCUCUUACCCCCAGUAAGAAUGGGGAUAUAUUUUCAAUAUGGAAUUAUGAUGGCAACAUAGCAUACGAAGACAUCAUACAAGCAACGGAGGAUUUUGAUAUUAGAUAUUGCAUUGGCACCGGUGGUUAUGGAAGUGUCUACAGAGCACAGCUGCCUAAUGGUAAAGUAGUUGCUUUGAAAAAACUUCACACUUCAGAGGCUGAAGAGCCUGCUUUAAAAAAGAGUUUCACAAAUGAGGUGAAAACUUUGACAGAAUUAAAACACCGAAACAUUGUGAGACUCUAUGGAUUUUGUUCCCAUAAAAGGUGCAUGUUUUUGAUUUACCAAUAUAUGGAGAGAGGGAGCUUGUUUUGUGUCCUCAACAAUGAUGCGGAGGCUAAGGAAUUAGAUUGGAGGAAACGUGUAAAUAUUGUCAAAGGCAUAGUGAAUGCCUUGUCUUAUAUGCACCAUGAUUGCACUCCACCGAUUGCUCAUCGCGAUGUAACCACCAACAACGUUCUACUCAACUCAGAACUGGAGGCUGUUGUAGCUGAUUUUGGCACAGCAAAAUUCCUUGAUCCUGAUUCCUCCACUCAAAAUACCAUAUUUGCUGGUACUUAUGGUUAUGUUGCUCCAGAGGCUGCCUACGCUAUGGUUGUGACCGAGAAAUGCGAUGUGUAUAGUUUUGGAGUGGUAGCACUUGAAACACUAAUGGGAAAGCAUCCGAAAGAAGUUUUAUCAUCAUUAUCAUCAUCUUCAACACGAAACUUAAUGCUAACUGAAAUAUUAGACAAACGCUUAUCAACCCCAACAAGUCGGUCAGAUGUGCACAAUGUUGUUCUUGUUGCUUCAAUUGUAUUUGCGUGCUUACAUGCUAACCCACAGAAUCGACCAACCAUGGAAACAGUUUCCAAACAAUUUCUUGAUCGCAGGACUCCAUUAACCAAUCUUUGUUUCCAGGAAAUUUCAAUAGGACACCUCAUGAACCCACAAGUACUACUCAGCAUAAAUGGUUAAGUGAGAUGGCUACAAUUAAAUAUUAGUUAGAACAACUCGUCUAAUUUUCUUUACUUGGCGCAUAAGUUCAUAUAUAUAUAUAUAUAUAUAUAUCGGUUCAGUUUAAUUUGUCACUUCUCACUUUGUUCUAUGCCCUCCACUUAUUUCAAUUAUUAAAGAAUAAUUUCGUCAGGUGUUAAAUACAUGAAUUUGAGUUCUUCG
Ziziphus jujuba (common jujube) is the source of this 2488-nucleotide messenger RNA. RefSeq names its product MDIS1-interacting receptor like kinase 2. Gene Ontology annotation, molecular function: ATP binding; protein kinase activity; protein binding. The coding region runs from base 107 to 2287 and encodes 726 amino acids. Lineage: Eukaryota; Viridiplantae; Streptophyta; Magnoliopsida; Rosales; Rhamnaceae. The transcript is spliced from 3 exons. Gene Ontology annotation, biological process: protein phosphorylation. The record is from RefSeq and is a predicted model, not a curated record.